Messenger RNA from Penicillium concentricum, 369 nucleotides. RefSeq lists its product as uncharacterized. Bases 1 to 369 code for a protein of 122 amino acids. The record is from RefSeq and is a predicted model, not a curated record. The transcript is spliced from 2 exons. NCBI's taxonomy places the organism in Eukaryota, Fungi, Ascomycota, Eurotiomycetes, Eurotiales, Aspergillaceae.
AUGGGGGACGAAGUGGAGGAUACCAAGUCUCAGGAUUCACUCAAAGCACCAAUGGUCAUGGCGCAAGCGGUAACUGCAUCGAGAAACGACAGUUCGCCACAGAUAUCAGCAAGCAGUGGAAUUCCAACUCCCAUACGACGAAACUGGAGUGAGGUGGCCGGUGAUCGAAUUGAGACCCUGAAUCUAGGACCCGUCGAUCGGAGCUCCAUCCUGGAGCAUCUUAUUUCAAAUGUGCGGAUUGAAAUGAGCGAGAGGUACUCUUCGGUGCUCGAGGAGUAUGAUAUUGCUAGAAUACUCGAAGACGGCCUGAGUCCAGCCGUGAAAGAAAUCUGUGAGCAAGGCAAAUUUGAUCUUAUCAGGCACGUUUGA